This is a messenger RNA of Myodes glareolus (Bank vole), 3450 nucleotides long. NCBI's taxonomy places the organism in Eukaryota, Metazoa, Chordata, Mammalia, Rodentia, Cricetidae. The record is from RefSeq and is a predicted model, not a curated record.
AUUCUAAGAUUAUACCUUUCUCAAACUCAAUAUAUUCAAGUUUUCAGGAAAUAAAUGUUUCCUGACAUUUACAGGUUUAUUAUUUUUACCCAAGACAGACACAGAGAUUGGUGGAAAAUGUGAUCCUGAAUUCAGUGAGACGUUUUGAUACGGACAGAGUGAUAUCACAUACAGUCCUCCACUAUCAGCUGCUAGAGUCAGUGAUACUAUCAGCAGGCCCCUCCCCAUGUCACUGUGGAGGUAAAAACCUGGUAGAGCCAGGUCAUCAUAGGUCUCAGCUAGCAGCCAGAUCAACCCUGCUCUCCGGCUGGUGAAAACCAAAGAAAAUUGACUCAGGUGACAUCAGCGUCUCCAUCAGAAAUGAGUGAGGAAAGAAGGGCACACGCAGAACUGACAUUUUUCCUUAGGAGUAAGAAAGACAAAAAACAGUCAGCUAAGAAAAAUGAAGAUAGUCAAUGGCACAUGACUGCUGUGAUCCUGGGAACAGUAUGUCUUUGUCUUACAAUGUCAAAUGCAGUCUUAGGAUAUGCAUUUUUUCAGUGCACUUCUAACUUCAAAUUUCAACAAGGAAAAGAUGCAAAUAAAAUUGCUGUCUCUUCAGUCAACGAAGCAGGUCCUUCAACUCUACUGCCAACUACAGAAAAAGGCUAUUACACAUGCCAAGGAAGAUGGUCAUGUUGUGGAGAGAACUGUUACUACUUUUCAGAAGAAGAAAAGACUUGGAGUGAGAGUGAGGCAUCCUGCAGAGUUCUGGGUUCUCACCUGGCUAAGAUUGACAACAGUGAGGAGCAGAACUUUAUUCAGUCACGAUUGAAUUACAGCUAUUGGGUUGGAUCACGUAAAAAUGAAAGACAAUUCCAGUGGGUGAACCAGAAGGACACUAAACUUUCUUCAGACUUGCAUUUUCUCACAACACAUUCAACAUCUGAAGAAUGUGGAUACCUCAAGCCCAUGUCCGUCAGCUCCAGUGUGUGUAGUCGACAUUUCCGUUACAUUUGUGAAAAGAACUUUCCCUUCCUUGUUACUUCAAAGAACUGAUAAAAUCAUAUUUUUCUGUUUUUUUCCUUAACUGCUAUUAGUAAAAUAAAAUCAAAGAGCUUAGAAUCUUGACCCAAAUCAGUAAACUUCUCAUGAUUUAGAAAGCCUUAUUCUCUUGAAAUGAUAAAGCAAAGAUUUUUAGGCAGAAAAUUAAAUAAACUCAAGAAGUACAUAUGUACAAUAUAUAUACAAAAUAUAUAUUAUGUACACAAUAUUAUAUAUAUGGCAAAAUGGCAAAAAUCAAUAAACUGAAAAAGAGGAAACACUUUUUUUUGAGUGAAACACCUUGUAUCUAUUUCUCCUACUCAUCUAGGCAAAUUUAGUUCAGUGGAUGAGUGAUAGAUUUGCAUUGUUUAAAAUACAAAAGAAAGAAAAAUUGAACUGUAAAAUCACUUAUUCUUUCCUUGGUUUCCAAUAACUGUCCGACUCAAACAACUAGAUUAUGGAUAUCAUUUAGCAUAUUCCUAGCUAACUUUUAUAUCUUGAAUUAACACAUGUAUAUAAAUCUGUGUAUCACCACAUGGCAGUGGCUUACCGGGUAAAAUUCUAGGACAUCUGUCUCUUCCAGCAACUACAUGACUUCUCACUGACUCCACCUAAUAUAAAGAUAUAUAAUUUUCCAGCAUGACUAUAUUCUGCCCUGCUAUAGGCUAACACAGCUUCUUUAUUAGCCAAAGGGAUACACAGGAGAAUCCUACAUCAAAAUACUCCUUACUGGUUUUGGUGGCAAACCUCAAGAUCCUGCCUUAAAAUUCCCUUAAAUUAUAUGAUAUAUAUAUUCAUCUGAAUAUCUUUUCAUCCAUUCUUAUCUCAUCUGCCCAUGAUGCCCCAUUCCCCUGUUGGACAGGGAACUCAUAUGUAAACUUCAGACCUCAAAAGGAAAGCAAAUUUUACUAAUCCACCCCUGAGUGCUUGGAUCUUAUCCCCAGUGGUUUGUGAUGCCUUACACAGACACUCAAUACUUAAUUCCUCAGGGUGUAAGUCACUCAGCUCCAAAUGGUCAUUCUGAAGAUGUGCUGUCAGGGCUAUAAUGUUUCUUACUUAUUAAGACUGAAGGAUAUCUACUUAUCUACCCAUAUGUAAAUCCACAGAAAGAGAUAAUUGGUGGAUGUGUAGUCUCUGGAGCAUAUUUCUGUGAUGACUCUUUUUAUCAUCUGUUCUAAAUUAGUAAGUACUUUACCUCUUUUACCUUUGGCUUCUCAGAGACUAAACUGGAAUUUAUGCUUUGAUUUUUGGUCCUUUUGUUUCUAUAUUUUCUGAGUGACAGAUCAUAAGUUCAAAUUGUAAUCAAGGAAUAAAGUUCAUUUUCUGAACCUUUAUCAGAUAGCCACUUACUGUUGGGUGGAGCAUAGUCAUCCCAAAUGGUUUGACUUCUGCUUUCCACUAAGCCACAGACAUGCCAUCUUUCUUUUGCUGCAUGUCCUUGAAUGCUAUAUUUUUUCAGGACUGAGAUAUUUAAGAAAAUAUGUAGCUCUGGCUGAGUUUGAACUCACAGAGUUUCAUCUACCUUUGUCUUCUGAGAGCUGGGAUUUAAAGACGUACACCACCAUGCCAAGCUUUGAACACAAUUUUAUGACAGAGAGAAGCACAUCUUCUUGAUGAUGAGGCUGCAUUUCACACUUUAGUUCAAGCUAUAAACAUAUAGUAGGAACCACCCAAAAGAAGAACCAUUGCCCACUGUCACAGGAGGGAAAAGAACACUCUUUUAGCUUCACUCUUUAGGAAUCUUUCCUACCACUUGCUACUGUAGCCAUUUUCCUUUUGUCAACAAACAAUGCAUUCCUCUCUGCAGGACCUCUGUAUUCAGUGAUCAUUCUGCAUUCAGUAAUGCCUCAAUCAUAACCAUUGCUAAGUAUCCUUCUCUGCAAGUACUUAGCUAUUUACUCAUAGGACUUCCCUAGCAUCGUUAACAAACAUCAGUCUAACACUGUCCCCUAAACACCCCACUCUGCAGUCUCUGGCCCUUUGACUUUCUUUUUAUGGAGGAUGUUCUUCAUUACUAUAUACUAUUCAUGCAGUGUUGCUUAUUUUCACUCAGAAAAUUUCUUCAACCUCAAGGACUUUCCUUAGUCAUUUUAUUAAAUGUCAUGUUUCAAGCUCAAAGUAUUAGCAGAGUGUUGGAUGAUUUAUAAAGCAAAUUGAGCAGAACAAUUUAUACUGUGUCAGUGUCCUUGAGUGAAAAACAACCCACUCUGUCUGUGCCUCUCUGUGUGUUUAAAUUGUUAUUUGAAAAGUGCAUCCUCAGUGCAGUUCUGAAGUUUUAUUCUAAUAUUUUGUUCAUUAGUGUGUACAGAGACUGCUGUACUUUUAAGGUUCCUUUAUUUCUCAUUUGUAUUAGUUUGAUACAUAUCAAUAAAGCUUUUUAAUCUUAAGGAACAAGUUUCUUGCAUUUCUUCUCCAAACAGAAUAUCA